Molecule: messenger RNA, 1299 nt
Organism: Vicia faba (fava bean)
Lineage: Eukaryota; Viridiplantae; Streptophyta; Magnoliopsida; Fabales; Fabaceae
Source: the annotation of a GenBank genome assembly
AUGUCUAAAUUUUUAACUCUCCACUCUUACAAUCCUUUCAUCUUUCUUCCAAAUUCUUCCCCCAAAUCUCCUUUUUAUUCUUCCUUCUCCAACCGAACCACCUUCACUGUGUUUUGUACUCAUUCUAAUCCUAACAUUAUCAAAACCAACCGAAGAUUAAUCUAUGGAAAACCCCUCUCACCCUACGACUCUGAUGAUGAAAUGUACCAAGAAGAAGACGAUGAUGAUGAUGAUGAUGAUGAUGAUUUCUUCUCUGAUGAGGAAUUUGCUGAGUCUGCUGAUUUUGAUGCUAAAGACAAGAAAUCAAAGACUCUUGCAGGUGGGAAAUUGGUUAACAAUGGACAAAGUAGUAAAUUGUCCAAAAGUCGGAGAAUAGCGUACUUACAACAAAAUAAGAGUCCAAAGUUUGGUAGAAGUUCUGUGGGGGAAAGAUAUCCAGAGUUGUCUGAACAGAUUGAUUUGGAUGUGAAAUGGUUACCGCUUCUUGAUUAUUUAAGCACGUUUGGAAUCAGUGAAUCACAAUUGGUCCAAAUUUACGGGAAGCACAAGUCGGCGUUUCAAGUCAAUGUAUCUUCUGCACGGGAAAAGUUAGAUUACUUAAUGAGUCUUGGAGUUAAACAUAAAGAUAUAAAAAGAAUCCUUUUGCGGCAACCACAAAUUAUCGGUGUUGAGAAAUCGCUGAAACCAACAGUGAGAUAUUUAGUUGAGGAAGUUGGAAUCAAUGAAAAAAUUUUGGGUAAAGUUAUUCAACUGAGCCCUCGAGUUCUAGUCCAGAGUAUUGACAUUUCGUGGAAUACUCGACUUUUGUUCUUUACCAAAGAGUUGGGUGCGUCAAAAGAGAGCAUUGUGAAGAUGGUGACAAAACACCCCCAGCUUCUCCAUUACAGCAUUGAUGACGGAUUGCUUCCAAGAAUAAAUUUCCUAAGGAGCAUAGGAAUGAAAAAUGCCGACAUCUUGAAAAUCUUGACUAGCCUUACACAGGUGCUAUCGCUGUCAUUGGAGGCUAAUCUAAAGCCGAAGUAUUUGUACUUGGUGAAUGAACUUCACAAUGAGGCGCAAUCUCUGACCAAAUAUCCUAUGUACCUAAGCUUGUCUUUGGAACAGAGAAUUCGCCCUCGCCAUAGGUUCUUGGUUUUGCUAAAGAAAGCCCCCAAAGGACCAUUUCCUCUAGGAUCUCUAAUCCCAACUGAUGAAAGCUUUUGUCAAAAAUGGGCUGGAACUACUCUUGAUAAGUAUAUGGCUUUUCGUCAGAGAUCUUCGCUCAAAAAUCUAGCUGAGAAAUAUAAAAGAAAAAUGUGA